AUGGCGACUUCGACGGGGUCAACGUCUUCCUGCUCGGUGUUCGACAAGCAGUACUACAUUACCGCAGUCACAAUGAUCCUCCCAACCCUCUUCUCUCCCACUCAGUCGAUGCCGGGCGAAGCACCCGGGGACUUGGCCCCUCUCAUCCACCCGGACGCCAAGUUCUAUGAGUUCCCCCAUAUGCUCACGCCAGAAGGCAGAAAAGACUACCUCACCGCCUAUCGUGCCAGUACCGAGCCCCUCAACGAGUUCUUCAAAGACGCAAAAUAUGAAGUGAUGGGGGAGAUGGUUGUUAUCGUCUCUCCACGACCUCGUCCAACUACGAAUUCCAGCCGAGCAAGUUCACAGAGCUAUGGAGCGAUCGGGAAGACUGUCACGGCGAAUGUUGCAGUGGAACUGAUCUGGACGGCCACUGUGGCAAAGGACUGUGGUGGGCAGUUAAGAGAGGGCGUGCAGAUGACAACCAUGAUCGCUGUAUUUUUCGACUUCCACAAUGGGCAGCUUGUUGAGCAGAGGAACUACAACUGUGUUGUUACUCCUUCUGUGCCACGGGAACCACGAAGACCCGAAGGAGAGAACGAGAAGUCUCAAGAUAAUAGGGUGAAUUGGAUGGCUCGAGAGAUGAAGGAAGGUUUAAUUUCCGUAACAUCCACGCGUCGGUUGGGUCUAUGUCUUUGGUGA
This is a messenger RNA of Fonsecaea erecta, 681 nucleotides long. RefSeq lists its product as hypothetical. Lineage: Eukaryota; Fungi; Ascomycota; Eurotiomycetes; Chaetothyriales; Herpotrichiellaceae. The transcript has a single exon. Bases 1 to 681 code for a protein of 226 amino acids. The record is from RefSeq and is a predicted model, not a curated record.